Molecule: messenger RNA, 894 nt
Organism: Trametes versicolor FP-101664 SS1
Lineage: Eukaryota; Fungi; Basidiomycota; Agaricomycetes; Polyporales; Polyporaceae
Exons: 11
Coding region: 1-726 (241 amino acids)
Source: RefSeq, a predicted model, not a curated record
AUGUCAGACCUUGUCAUUCGUGAGGUUGCCCCGGACGUCUGGACGUUCUCGAGGCCUUUCACCCUACUGGGUGUCUUCCCAGUAGGCGGUCGCUCAACUGCCAUCAAGCUGUCCACUGGGGAAGUAUGGGUCAUGGCUUCGACACCGUUGACGGACGAGACCAAGGCGAAACUCGCAGAAUUGGGCGAGGUCAAGUACCUUGUUGCCGGCAACGCCUUCCACUAUCUAUUCCUAAAGCAAUACAAGGAUGCGUACCCCGACGCAAAGACCAUCGGCUCGGAGGAUAUCCACGUAAAGGUGAAAGACUGGAAACUGGACUCGGUGUUUAGCGCGAAGUCCCCAGACACAAAAUACGGCUUCGAAGAGGAAAUCGAGCAUUGUUACUUCUCUGGGUGGGGGAACAAGGAUACUGCAUACUACCACAAGGCCUCCAAGACUGUGAUCGGCGCAGACCUCCUCAUGAACAAUCCGCCAGCUGAACAGUACUCAAAGACAUCUAUGUCGCCAAAGUCGAGGAUCUUGGCCGCGAUGCACCCGUACGGAUGGCAACUGCGCUGGUUCAUCUGGCUGAAGCAGAAGGACAAGGCCGCCAUGACUUGGGAAGCGAAGACGGUGGCCGAGUGGGACUUCGUCCGCUUCAUCCCUUGCCACGGAGCAGGUUCUGAUGUCAUCGAGAAGAACGCGAAGGAGGCAUGGAAGUCGGCUUGGCGGGACUAUCUGCACUGAAAGCGUCUUCGUAUGGCCGAGUGCGCCUUGAGUACUUGACUGACCGCGCAAGCUCCUUGGUGCGUCGUGCGCGAGCUACUUCCCUCAGAGUAUGGGGGUAUGUGCAUUCCGAUGGAUACUAUCAUACCAGCUGCGUAAUUCCUACAUCCUCCCACAUGCCAUCACUUU